UUUUGUUGGCUCGUAAGCGAGAGGGAUCGGUGAGAAAAAUAAUUCUUUUUUGACGGAAACAUCUUCUAACUCACGAUUUUUAUGGGUCUACCCUUCCUCCCACCUCUCUUAACGCUGACAGGUGGAUUCAGCAUGAGGGAUACGGUGGAUCCGAUACAGUUUGGUGCCCGCCGUCCGAGAGCUGUGGAACGCGUGGGAGAUCCACUGUCUGAUCCUCAUCAGCCUUUCCCUGCAAGUCUUCCUCUUCCUUUUUGCCGGCAUACGGCAGCGCAGCUCAUGGUGGUUGCCGCGAACCUUGCUGUGGCUCGCCUACCUGUCGGCCGACUCGGUGGCCGUCUUCGUGCUAGGCCACCUCGCAGUCCGCGCGAGCGAGCCGGGGCAUCAGCAGAUCAUGUCCUUCUGGGCGCCUUUUGUGCUCGUCCACCUGGGCGGGCAGGAAACUAUUACCGCCUUCUCCAAGCAGGACAACGAGCUGUAUAGGCGGCACCUGCUGAACCUGGUGACCCAGGUCGCGGUUGCCGGAUACGUCGUGGGCAAGGCGUCCUGGCCGGACGCCCGGCUCAGGGCUGCCGUGGCGAUCGUGUUUUUCUCCGGGUGCACCAAGUACGCCGAGCGCAUCUGGUUCCUCUACUUCGCGAGCCCAGGGCGGCUCAGGAGGUGGAGCAGGGGCAGGCGUAUUUUCUUACAGAACCUAGUAAAGCGGCGGCACCGACAGCCAGACGAGGAACUUAAUGAUAAGCCAGCAGCGGAAGGGACGAGGGAGGAAGCCGUAAAAAAAGCCAGGGACUCACUUAGUCUGAUGUCGAAAGGUGGCUCAGGACGUCAACUGUUCUGGGAUGCCAUUACUCAGCUGGUAGCUGAUAUCAUGUCAGUGGAUGCUCCCCUCAACCAGACGCACAACAUCACAAUAAUAGCUGCGGACCAGCAGAAAGACUCAAACCUGAAGGAGCUUGAUCUACUACCAGGUAUGCUCAAGGAGUUUCUGUACAGCGAGAGCCGCCACAGCGCCUACGAGCAUGUGGGAGCACUCCUGGGACUUUGCUACCGGCGACUCUACACCAAGGACUUUCUUCAAGAAAAUUUCAUUAUUAGUAGUAACAAAAUUUCUCUUACCAUCGGCAACGUGGCAUGGAGCCUCUUCACGUGUGUUCUAAUUUCAAUAGCCCUGGCACUCUUCAUGGCCGCUGAAAAGGGGGGCCAACUCCAUGCUAGCAGUAGAGCUGAUAUCUGGGUCUCCUACUUACUGCUUGUAGGAGCAAUAGUCCUAGAUGUGUCCUCUGUCGCCGUCUUCAGUUUUUCCCGCAUAGCCAACUGUAAUAACAAGCUGCCUAAUUGGUGCAAGAAACAGUGGUCCCAAAAGAUCGGACAAUACAGCAUCAUCAAAAGUGCAGGCAUGUGGUCCGUACAGCGAUGGAUUAGCUGGGAUGUAACACGCCAACCCAUCACAAAGGAUCACUUGUCCAUCCAUAAGUUCAUCCUCGACACUUUGUUAGUCUCUGGUACAAAGGAACAAUGGAACAUUGCCAGCACCCGUGGCCAGUUAGCGCUUCGUAAGUGGACGACACUAAAAGCACUAGAAGAGACUGUUAGAAGCAGUUUUGACUUCCCGACAAGCGUGCUCAUCUGGCACAUUGCAACAGACAUAUGCUACUAUUCUGAUCAAGGACUGAAGGAGCACAACUUGCUUAGGGAAGAAAAGACGAAGAAGCACAAGCAAAUGAGCAGAGAAUUAUCACAAUAUGUCAUGUAUCUUGUCUUUAAGUGCGGUGUGAUGCUUACUACCAACUCCGAGCUUGUACAUGACAAAGCUGAAGAAGAAAUUGCUGAUAUUUUACUAUAUUGUCGGAAGCAUGAUCUAGGCGAGAAGGAUGCUGUCAUGAGGCUUUUUCAAGGAAAGGAAAAGCAACAACUGGACUACUCGAAGGAUGAAAUCCGGAACAAGCAGCAUGAGGAAUCAGAGGAAAAACAAGACACAGAUGAAAUCCAAAUGGAGCGUGAAGAAUCGCCCAACAUUCCCAGUGGCUCUUCUUCAAAUCAUAUGAAGAAACUCGAGCAGAGCGUUCAAGCUCUCGAGUCUCCAGUGCUGCCCCGUGCACGUGCGGUGGCCCAGGAGCUCAUCAGCAUCAAGGAUGAAGCUGAACGUUGGGACCUUAUCGCCGCAGUAUGGGCAGAGAAGCUUUACUACACUGCGGCUCGUUGUGGAGGUGGUUUCCACUACGAGCAUCUAAGCACUGGUGGUGAGUUCGCCACCCAUGUUCUCGUUCUCAUGUAUUUACUUGGUCCUUUCCUGCCACUAGCUUACCAGUAGACUAGCCUGUAUCAGGGUCGUGUAACUAUAAACGGACAUGACAUCAGUAGUUUACCUUUUUCACAUUUUUUUCCUUCUUUUCCAAAAGGUCCGUACUAUUUUCCUCACAAUAGAGGCUCCCUAUCAGAGGUGAGAUUUUUAA
Molecule: messenger RNA, 2450 nt
Organism: Panicum virgatum (switchgrass)
Lineage: Eukaryota; Viridiplantae; Streptophyta; Magnoliopsida; Poales; Poaceae
Exons: 2
Coding region: 392-2308 (638 amino acids)
Source: RefSeq, a predicted model, not a curated record